AUGGACAACUCAAGUGACUUCGAAGGUUGGCAGUUAUCGAAACUUGAUCACUUUUUGGCAAUGACGAAUAUGAACGAUGUUAAAACAGCUCUUUCCUUAUUGAAGUCUUACAGUUGGGAUAUUGAUAAAGCUAUUGAGGAAUAUUUGUUGGAAAAUUUAGAAAGUCUUUCAACAUCUUCUUCAGCAUCGGAUUUUGUUGUCAUCGAUCAAGAUAACUUAUCAAAUAAGGAAUUCACAGAUAGAUUGACCGAUGCCCCCGAAAUAUUAGAUGAGACUCAACGAAGUGAAAUACUUUCGUCUGCUUCACUUUCAGAUAUUUCAAGUGAUUCGGAUGAUUCAUGUGAGGUGGUCAGUUUUAAUGAAGGGACAUUUCCUUUGAGCUACGCAGAUGUAGUAAAAGGUAAAAAAGGUAGUGGUGAAAAACAUGAUCUAAAAGUUAGUUUUGUAAUGGGAGAUUCGCCGCUAGCAGCGGAUCAUUUAAAACAAGAAGAAGAUAAUUGA
Molecule: messenger RNA, 501 nt
Organism: Thelazia callipaeda (thelaziosis nematode)
Lineage: Eukaryota; Metazoa; Nematoda; Chromadorea; Rhabditida; Thelaziidae
Source: the annotation of a GenBank genome assembly